AUGUCACAAUUAUUCAAUGGACACUUAAAAAUUCGUCUUAUUGAGGCUGUUGAUAUAAGACCUACGGAAUGGAGUAAAAGAUUCAAUAAUAAUAAUGGAGCUGAAAAUAUUCUAUUAGAUUCAUAUGUAAAUAUUGAUUGUGAUGAUGAAUAUCAUAUUGGUCAAUCUUCUACAAAACCAAAAACUAAUCACCCUAUAUGGAAUGAAGAAUUUCAGUAUGAGGUUCAUGAAGGCAAGAUUAUGGGGUUUUCAGUAUUUCAUGAUUGCGCUCUACCACCAGAUGAUUUUGUAGCUAAUUGUAGAUUGUACUUUAGUGAUCUCAACAUAUCAACUCCACAAGAUGUUUGGAUUGACUUGGAACCACAUGGUCGAUUGCAUGUAGUUAUAGAAAUUAAAGGAGAUCUUGUUCUUGAAGGUUAG
Messenger RNA from Strongyloides ratti, 420 nucleotides. RefSeq names its product Protein kinase C. The transcript is spliced from 2 exons. Lineage: Eukaryota; Metazoa; Nematoda; Chromadorea; Rhabditida; Strongyloididae. Bases 1 to 420 code for a protein of 139 amino acids. The record is from RefSeq and is a predicted model, not a curated record.